GCUCAUAGAAGCAGCUCGCACGCAGAGAUGCUCAUGACUGGCUGACUGACUCACUGCCCAUUCUUUGGCAAGGGCACAACAUCACCUCUUGAGGUUCCACGGCAGAGAUGGAUAUUUCCGAACUAGACCAGGAUGUGAUUGUACAGCAGAGCUCGGCAGGCCUCAUUGCAGACUUUGACCGCUCCCUCGGCCCAUUCCUCCGCAAGCCGAAUGGUCACCUGCGAACCCGGGUCAGAGUGCGUGAGGUGGCCCGUUUGACAUCACAGAUCCUUGAACCAUUUCAAGAGUUACCACAGCUGCUCGACUCUCAUCUGCCGCGAUGGCUGCCUGCUCUCUCAGAGGCAUACCUCGCAUGCCUGUCCACCCGCCAGAGGUCUCGCUCGCUGUCUGCACGAUCCCAGUGGCUGACCCCCCUCCCGGAUGCAAUCUGCAAAGUCCUCUACACCUUUUGCAAGAUCCGAGGGGACAAGGUCAUCGUCAGGUUUCUCAAUGUCGAAACUAGGUAUCUCGAACUUCUGCUGCAUUCUCUUGAGCAGGCCGAGCGACAAACCGCCGUCCCUGCUCAAGAUGGAGAGUCACAACCUCCGAAUGGGGCACAAUGGUCAUGGCACGAGAGAUACAUCGUCUUGCUGUGGCUAUCGCAGCUGUUCUUCGCCCCUUUUGAUCUCUCGACCAUCUCUACUGGGGAUGCCGAUGAUGUGGAGCAGCCUACCAUUUCAGGCUUCGCGUGGCCCGACAGUGUUCCAGGCAUCACUUUAAGGGUCAUCCCUCUCGCAAUUCAAUUCUUGUCCUGCCCCGGCAAGGAGAGAGAUGGUGCAAAGGCACUUCUCGUGCGCCUAGCCAUGCGAAGAGACAUGCAGGAAGCGAGAAUACUCAAUGCUCUCAUCCACUGGAGUCUCCACACACUCAAGACCGCAAGCGAUCCGACUUCAAGGUCACCGUAUUACUACAUUGGGAGUCUCAGCUUCAUUGCUGGCGUUCUCAGAUCGUCGAUGGAUACGUCCAUCAUGGACUCCCACCUCUCCGAGAUCUUUUAUGCCAUAGAGGCCAUCGCAUCGAGCGAUGACGAAAUUUCGACUUUCAUCAAAGGCUCUGCGUUGGCACGGAAGAUGAUGAUCAAGGUGAUUCGUUCAACGGCUACGCUGGUACUACGAAAGCAAGAUCAGUCCAUGAGCGAAUCUGAGUUGAUCGAGACGUCGAUAGGAUUUCUGCUGGAACGACUGGCGGAUAAUGACACACCUGUCAGGCUGGCUGCUUCCAAAGCCCUUAGUGUCAUCACUCUGAAGUUGGAAGCCGACAUGGCGUCGCAAGUGGUCUCAGCUGUAUUGGAGAGCCUCAAUCGCAACGUACUCUGGCUACCCAGCAAGAUCAACUCAGCGACUGCUCCGCCCAAUCGGGAUCUCACGGCUGUUGACCCCCUCGAAUGGCAUGGGCUAAUGCUCACGCUAGCGCAUCUGUUGUAUAGACGAUCUCCACCGACCGAGGAUCUGUCUGACAUUGUACAUGCCCUGUUAAUGGGUUUGACGUUUGAGAAAAGAAGUCCAUCGGGCAGCCUGAUCGGCAGCAACGUCAGAGAUGCCGCUUGCUUCGGGAUAUGGGCUUUGGCUCGCCGUUACUCUACCGCGGAACUUCUGCAAGUGCCCAAGCACUCUGUCCAGAUUGCAAGGGGCCACGAUGCCUCAGUUUCCAUCCUUCAGGUUAUAGCAACCGAGCUCGUGGUCACGGCAUCCCUUGAUCCAGCGGGCAACAUCCGGCGCGGUUCCUCGGCAGCUUUGCAGGAGUUGAUCGGCCGCCAUCCCGACACAGUCGACCACGGAAUAGCUGUCGUUCAGACAGUCGACUAUCAUGCUGUUGCACUACGGUCUCGAGCCAUCAAUGCAGUUGCAUUACAAGCCACUCAGCUAUCCCUCCACUAUGGUCGGGCUCUGCUUAAUGCCACUCUGGGCUGGCGGGGCAUAGGCGAUCUUGAUGCUGACGCGCGGCGAGUGGCUGCUCAAUCGUUUGGGAACUUGACGGCCGAGCUUGCGCGAGCUGAUCCAACGGCGACCGUGCUGACCUUUCAAAGUUCAAUUGAACUGCUCAUCAGCCAUCUGAAGUCGUUGCAGACCCGGCAGGUCGAAGAACGGCAUGGCUUGCUUUUGAGCUUGGCAGCAGUCAUAGAUGCCCUGCUGGUCAUUCUGAAGCAAGAGGCACAGAACAGUACCAAUGGCAUCAUAAGCUUGCCCUUCGUUGAUCUCCCCGAAGCUCUGAUAUCGAUCUGGUCGAAUUCUGCCACCGUCAAAUAUCGCAAGCCAGAGCUCAUAGCGGAAGCUGCAAGUCAGCUGUUCGUAUCGGCAGCUCCAUUACUGGUUCUGCUGGGCAAAUCGCCGGAUCAACUCAACUCAUACUUGAAAUCUGACCGUUUAAAAGCAUCAGAAGUGGCCAGAGAGGCUACUGCGUCCACACUGCAUGAUAUGACACUGAAGCUGGAAUUUGCGGUCGAUACAUGGUUGGAGAAAGAUGGAGACGACGUGACGAUACCAGCAUCAACCGCAGCACUUUGGUUGCUCGCUGUAUCCUCAUCGGAGCGCCGUCCUCACAUUACCUCAACCUGGUGUGAUGUUAUAAGCCGUCCCCUGAGUGGGCAGAACUUCUACCAUAACGGCCACUUCCGCGCACUAGUACGCGCGUAUGAGAUUCAAUCUGUAGGCAUCGACGUUUGCCAAGUGUUAACCAACCGUUGGAAGAUCGAGCCAUCUGUUGAACUCAGAGUAGCCAUCCUGCAGAGCUUGCUUGAAAGGCAGAUCCUCCAAGAAAACCCUGAUGCUUUCUUGACGUUGAUUGCAGAAGGACUGGAUGACUACCACACCAACGCUCGAGGUGACGUCGGAUCUCAUGUGAGACUGGAAGCAAUCAAGGCUACCAAGACCGUGUGGGCUACCAGGCAGGUCAGCCAAGAGUUUAUGUCGGCCAUCUUCCCGCGCAUUCUGAAACUCGCCGCGGAGAAGCUUGAUCGGGUACGCCUAGAGGCGCAAGCGGCACUGGCCAUGGUAUUGCCAGAAAGUUCUGCAAGCGCGAUCCGACACAUGUCUUUCGCGUCCAAAGAGUACUUCACGCUACUUUUCAGCCUCUGUGACACCACGCAGCUCGAUCAACAGAUAUGCGGCGAGUGGCACGCCGAGCCCGCCGACAUGAUCGCCAGCCUUCUUGCAGGCCUCGUGACGUCUGCCGACACAGGUAACGAGGACCUCGUGGUGGUAAGUCGCGCUGCCCUUGCUUUCUUCUGCGAGGAAAGCCCUUCCGGGAGUAAGUCAAACGGCAGCAAUCCAGCUGGAGGCCACAACGAUGACGACGUCUCGCGGCUUCGUAGCAAUCUAACCCUUGUGGCCGAUGCUCUCAUCAACAACCUCAGGCGGUACAUUCUCGAGAACCAGGAUCGUGUCGUGCUCCCCACGCUCGAAGUCAUAGCUUACCUGUUUCACAUUGGGAUUUUCCCGGGUUUUGACCAACACCAACCGCAGAAGAGCCAACAACAAUUAGGCGGACCGGGACAAGCCGCAGCAGUUGCUACAGAAGAUCCAAUCAACCUCAAGAGACUUUGUCUGCUCGUGCAGAAAGCCGGCUACAAGACCGGCAGCGUGCGCAAGCUCGAAGCCUGCAUCAGAGUCUACGGCGAGAUUGCCCGACUCGGUGCUAGCAAUGGGGGGAAGGACGACGCCGCCUCGCCCGUCAUGGCUGUACAGCUGCAAAAGAGGUGCGAGGGCAUCGCCGAGGCAAAGAAGCGCCUGGCGGCGUUGCUGGUGCACCCGUGGCCGAGGGUGCGCAGCGCAGUGGUGGACGAGCUCUGGGUCAUGUUUCUAUGCGAGGGACCGCAGCAGCAAGAGCAAGGCCAGAAGCAGCAGUAUUUGGCAGGGAUUGACUGGAGCAAGGCCGACAGGGCCAAGAUCCGUAACCUAGUGGAAAACCUGGGGCUUGAGCAGCCUAUGCAGCAGCAGCCGCAGACGCUCCCAGUUUGAGCUGGCGUACUGGCCGGCUAGGUCCAUGUAGGAUGGGGGAUAAAGCUCCAUGAUAUCAACCAGUAUGCUCCUAAAAAAAGAGCGGCAAUUGAAGAAU
Molecule: messenger RNA, 4092 nt
Organism: Microdochium trichocladiopsis
Lineage: Eukaryota; Fungi; Ascomycota; Sordariomycetes; Xylariales; Microdochiaceae
Product: tubulin folding cofactor D C terminal-domain-containing protein
Exons: 3
Coding region: 108-3995 (1295 amino acids)
Biological process (GO): post-chaperonin tubulin folding pathway; microtubule cytoskeleton organization; tubulin complex assembly
Molecular function (GO): GTPase activator activity; beta-tubulin binding
Source: RefSeq, a predicted model, not a curated record